GCGCCCAGAGAUCACUAGAGUCUUUCAGCACCAACUCCCGCAGUCUCUUCCAUGUUUCCUGAAAACCCGAAGCACAGCCAGCCCAGUAACCCACGUACUUCCGGUCUCAAACCAGCCCCAAACACCCAAGUGCCCCAGCGCCUCAUCCCCCAGGUCCGAAGAUAGCCGAAUAUCUCCGAUUAUGGUUAAACCCGAUUCGAGGGCUUCCGAAUAGAUUCGAUCAAAGCCUCGGCAAGACGAAAACAAACGAGCCUGAACGCAAAACGGGAGGGGGCGGCGGCUGGGUAAAUAGAAAGAGCCGAUUGGUACCGAUGUGGAGACGGAAACGACCGAACAGUUCCGGAGGAACCCGGGGAAUUCUGAGCAGUAAUAGAGGGGUAGACUAUGGCAGUGGGCGGAGCCAAUUCGGUACGUUCGAAGGGCGUUAGCGGAAAUUACCGAAGAUGCCCGAAGCCGUCGGGACGGACCCGAGUACCUCACGCAAGAUGGCGGAGCUGGAGGAGGUGACUCUGGACGGGAAGCCUCUUCAGGCUCUGCGGGUGACCGACCUGAAGGCCGCACUGGAGCAGCGAGGCCUAGCCAAGAGCGGGCAGAAGAGUGCCCUGGUCAAGCGGCUCAAAGGGGCUCUAAUGCUAGAAAAUUUACAGAAACACUCAACACCCCAUGCUGCAUUCCAGCCAAAUUCACAGAUUGGGGAGGAGAUGAGCCAGAACAGUUUCAUCAAGCAGUAUCUGGAAAAGCAGCAGGAGCUCCUGAGGCAGCGUCUAGAACGUGAAGCUCGAGAGGCUGCAGAGCUUGAAGAAGCUGAGUCGGAGGACGAGAUGAUCCAUCCUGAGGGAGUGGCUUCCCUGCUGCCUCCUGACUUUCAGAGCAGCCUGGAGAGACCAGAGCUGGAACACAGCAGACAAUCGCCCAGAAAGAGCUCCUCUUUCUCUGAAGAAAAAGGUGAAUCUGAUGAUGAGAAAACAAGAAAAGGAGAAAGACGAUCAUCCAGGGUUAGACAGGCAAGAGCAGCUAAACUCUCUGAGUGCAGCCAGGCUGCAGAGGAAGAAGAGGAUCAAGAAACACCAUCUAGAAACCUGAGGGUCAGAGUAGAUCGAAAUUUAAAAAUAGAGGAGGAAGAAGAGGAGGAGGAAGAAGAUGAUGAUGAUGAUGAUGAUGAAGAGGAAGAAGAGGUAGAUGAGGGACAGAAAUCUAGAGAGGCAGAGGCACCAAUCCUGAAACAGUUUGAGGAUGAAGAGGGAGAAGAGAUUCCUAGAGCAAAACCAGAAAAGGUGGUAGAAGAGAAACCCCAAUUCAUAACAUCCCAGGAAAAUGAUGGGUUAGAGAAAGGAGGGCGAGUUACAAGAUCCCAGGAAGAAGCUAGAAGAAGUCACCUGGCCAGACAGCAGCAAGAGAAAGACACAGAAGUAGUUUCUCCCUUUCAGGAAGCAAAUGAGGUAAAGUCUUCACAAGGCUUGGAGGAACGAUCACAGUCUCCUUCCCCGCCUCCGCUUACCGAAGACCUAGAGAAGACCCCUAUUGUGCCAGAGCAGACAGCCAGUGAAGAGGAAACUCCCCCACCGCUACUUACCAAGGAAGCGUCAUCUCCUCCAACUCAUAUACAACUCCAGGACGAGGAAGAGAUAGAGCCAGUGGAAGGUCCAGCACCCCCUGUCCUCAUUCAGUUAUCGCCUCGUAAUACAGAUCCUGAAAGUCGGGAGCUGAUAAUGUCUCCACAUCCUGUCCAUCUGGUAAGAGGCCUGUCUCCUUUGUCCAGUAUUCCAGACACCAAAGCAGAAUCUCCAGCAGAGAGAGUGCCAGCUGAGAGUGUCCUGCCUCUGGCUCAGAAAAGCUCACUGUCUGAAUACUCAGCCCAGAAAAGUCUUGAAACUGAACCUGAAAAAUCUGCUCACCCCCUGCCUCCAGCUAUAGAGGAAUUAGUACCCACCAAAGGGACCACUGAGGAGCCUGUGAAAAAGCAGUCUUCGGAACAGAAGGGGGACAGAAGAGCACCCCCCACUCUCUUCCCAGACCAUGAUUUGAAACAAUCAGCCGACUCGUCCUCUAGCCGGUCCUCUUCACCUUCAUCCUCCAGCUCUAGGUCCAGGUCCAGAUCUCACUCACCUGACAGUUCAGCCUCCCACCCACAGUCAUCUCCAAGAUCUAAACAGAGAGAUGCAUCCCAAGCUCGAGUUCACGCCAGCCCUCAUGAUAGACCCAAGAUGGGCUCCAGGUCAACAUCAGAGUCCAGGUCACGGUCCAGAUCCCGUUCCCGUUCAGCAUCAAGCAGCAGCAGAAAGUCUCUGAGCCCUGGAGUCUCCAGAGACAGCAACACCAGCUACACUGAAACCAAAGAUCCCUCUUGUGGUCAGGAAGCUCCACCAGUGCCACAGCUGCAGGUCCUUGAACCAAAGGAGAAGACUCCCACGUCCUCAGCCUCUGUCCGGGGGAGGCAUCUGAGCCAGACUGAGCCAGAGCAAAAGCGUGUGAUCCAGAAGUUACAGCCUGAGCAGGGGAGCCCAAAGAAGUGUGAAGCUGGAGAGGCAGAGCCACCAGCUGCCACACAGCCUCAAACCUCAGAGACUCAGAUCUCUCAUCUACCAGAAUCAGAAAGGAUUCUUCACACUGUUGAAGAGAAGGGGGAAGUGACCAUGGACACAAGUGAAAACAAACCUGAAAAUGAGGUUCCAGAGCCUCCUAUGCCUAUUGCAGACCAAGUCAGCAAUGAUGACCGCCCAGAGGGCAGUGCUGAAGAAGAGGAGAAGAAAGAGGUCCUUCUUCCCCGUAAAACUUUGUCCAAGUACCUCAUGUACGGUAAUCCGCCCGUAAAAUAUAACCCUGCCCAACUGGCCAAUCGAGGCCAUCUAACUGUUGGGUCCUAUUAUUUCUUGGGGACAGCAGCUACCAAGGGUGUGCAAGCCGGAAACAGUGACACAGAGGGGGGCCAGCCUGGUCGAAAGCGCCGUUGGGGAGCCAGCACCGCCACCACCCAGAAGAAACCUUCCAUCAGCAUCACUACCGAGUCACUCAAGAGCCUCAUCCCCGACAUCAAACCCCUGGCGGGGCAGGAGGCUGUUGUGGAUCUUCAUGCUGACGACUCCCGGAUCUCUGAGGACGAGACAGAGCGGAAUGGUGACGAUGGAACCCAUGACAAAGGACUGAAAAUAUGCCGAACUGUCACUCAGGUAGUGCCUGCAGAGGGCCAGGAAAAUGGGCAGAGGGAAGAGGAAGAAGAAAAGGAGCCUGAAGCAGAGCCCCCUGUACCUCCCCAGGUGUCAGUAGAGGUGGCCUUGCCUCCACCUGUGGAACAUGAAGUGAAGAAAGUAACGUUAGGAGAGACCUUAACCCGGAGGUCCAUUAGCCAGCAGAAGUCUGGAGUUUCCAUUACAAUUGAUGACCCAGUCCGGACUGCCCAGGUGCCCUCCCCACCCAGGGGCAAGAUCAGUAACAUUGUUCAUAUCUCCAACUUGGUUCGUCCCUUCACUUUAGGCCAGCUGAAGGAGUUACUGGGGCGGACAGGAACUUUAGUAGAAGAGGCCUUCUGGAUUGACAAGAUCAAAUCUCAUUGCUUUGUAACGUACUCAACAGUAGAGGAAGCCGUUGCCACCCGCACAGCUCUUCAUGGGGUCAAGUGGCCCCAGUCCAACCCCAAAUUCCUUUGUGCUGACUAUGCUGAGCAAGACGAGCUGGACUAUCACCGGGGACUCCUGGUUGAUCGGCCUUCUGAAACGAAGACAGAGGAUCAGGGAGCACCAAGGCCCCUGCACCCCCCACCUCCACCCCCAGUCCAGCCACUACCCCACCCCCGGGCAGAGCAACGGGAGCAGGAACGAGCUGUGCGGGAGCAGUGGGCAGAACGGGAGCGAGAAAUGGAACGUCGGGAGAGAACUCGGUCUGAGCGAGAAUGGGAUCGGGACAAAGUUCGAGAGGGUCCCCGCUCCCGAUCACGGUCCCGUGACCGCCGCCGCAAAGAGCGUGCAAAAUCUAAAGAGAAGAAGAGUGAGAAGAAAGAAAAGGCUCAGGAGGAGCCACCUGCCAAGUUGCUGGAUGACCUUUUUCGUAAGACUAAGGCAGCUCCCUGCAUCUAUUGGCUCCCACUGACUGAAAGCCAGAUUGUUCAGAAGGAGGCAGAGCAGGCUGAACGGGCCAAGGAGCGGGAAAAGCGGCGAAAGGAACGAGAGGAAGAAGAACAGAAGGAGCGGGAGAAGGAAGCUGAGCGGGAACGGAACCGACAGCUAGAACGGGAGAAGCGAAGAGAGCACAGCAGGGAAAGAGAGAGGGACAGGGAGCGAGAGAGGGAUAGGGGUGACCGAGAUCGGGAUAGGGAACGAGAGCGAGACCGAGGCAGAGAGAGGGACCGCAGAGACACCAAGCGCCACAGCAGAAGCCGGAGUCGGAGUACACCUGUACGGGACCGGGGUGGGCGCCGCUAGCUGAGAAAAACUAGGAGAGCUGCAGGUACCUGCCACUCUGCCCGGGGAGGUUAAAGGCCACAGAGGGAUAGGUACAAUCACCACCACCCUGGAACCAAGGGUCUCACACCAUUGCUCAGUGCUGAACUAUAACUGCCACCCAUCCCCACAUACCAAAUGGAGCAGUGGCAAUCUCUCCCCAACCUAUCUCUUGGAACUUAGCCCUCUCCUUUCUUCCCAUUAAGUGUUGAGAGGGAAGAGCUAGGUUAUGGAGGGAAGGGUUUGGCCGGAAAUGGGAAUAGCCAAGUGCCCCAGACCUUUUAUUUUCCCUCCGUUCUGCUUUCCACCUCCCUUGGGUACUCACGCACAGCCUCUUGGGAACAGCCGGGGCCGGGACUGGGUCACCUAUGAGCUGAAUCAGCCUCCUCCUGAGUCCCAGGGCCCCUGCAGUUCCCAGUCUCUGUUGCUCUGCAGCCUCUUGCCCUCUGGUUCCACUUUAUAUCCACCUUUUCCUUUUGUUCAAUUUUUAUUUUUAUUUUUUUUUAUUAUUAAAUGAUGUGGUCUAUGGAAAA
Molecule: messenger RNA, 4966 nt
Organism: Microtus ochrogaster (prairie vole)
Lineage: Eukaryota; Metazoa; Chordata; Mammalia; Rodentia; Cricetidae
Gene: Acin1
Product: apoptotic chromatin condensation inducer 1
Exons: 19
Biological process (GO): RNA splicing
Cellular component (GO): precatalytic spliceosome; ASAP complex
Molecular function (GO): RNA binding
Source: RefSeq, a predicted model, not a curated record